CCCCACGUGGAUGGAAGAUGGCUGCGUUUGCGGACCUGAAUAUUCUCUACUUGCCGGAGAAAGAAGCAUUGCAGAAAUUGGUGGAGGCUGCAGCGCACCUUGGCUAUUCAGCUGUAGCAAUCAAUUAUGUUGUCAACUAUGAAGAAAAGAAAAAAGAAAUUGUCAAGCCAAUAACUCCCGCAGAACUGUUUCCAUCCUUACCUCUUGUACAGGGGAAAUCCAAGCCAAUUAAGAUUUUAUCAAGGCUGACACUAGUGGUUUCUGAUCCAUCCCACUGCAACGUUCUAAGAGCGACAUCUACAAAUAUCAAAUAUUAUGAUAUCUUUGCUGUAUUUCCUAAGAAUGCAAAACUCUUUCACGUGGCAUGCACAACCUUAGAUGUAGACUUGGUGUGUGUUGAUGUGACAGAAAAGCUGCCCUUCUUCAUCAAGAGACCAUCUGUCAAUGUGGCAAUAGAGCGAGGGAUCUACUUCGAACUUAUUUACGUUCCUGCCAUCAAAGACUCCACAAUGCGACGGUACACAAUCUCGAAUGCCUGCAGCCUGAUGCAGAUCUGCCGUGGAAAGAAUAUUAUUCUGUCCAGUGGAGCUGAAAAGCCUAUCCAAUUGCGAAGUCCAUAUGAUGUGGCUAAUUUAGGUUGGUUGUUUGGCCUUUCAGAAAGCAACGGCAAGGCAACUGUUUCGACCAACAGCCGAGCCGUCCUUCUUCACGGAGAAGCCAGGAAGACUGCCUCCGGAGUGGUGUAUACAGUGAAGAAACCUCAAACUACAGAAGAAAAAGAUGAUGAUGAUGAUGCUCCACGUAGUAAAAAAGCCAAGAAAGAUUUGUGAAGUACAAGUUUACCUCUCUAACAUCCAACAUCAGACCAAACCUCCAUGCUGUCGUACCUUAGGAUGGCUAAUGAAGAGGAAGAAUCCUUAUCACUUAAAUAGAGACAAGUAUAUACCUAGGUGAACUCUCUGUAUGGACCUUAGAAGCAAUAUAUGAUGCUCCUUGAAUAUUAUCCGGUGAAAAAUGGCAAUAUAACACUUGAAAGAAAUGGGAGGACAUAUAGCUGUGCUGUAUUUUAUAAUAAUUAUAUAGUAUCUUAUCAAAUAUGACUUUUACUAUCCAGUUGCCCACUCUAAUGAUCAAAACAAGAAUUGGCAUUCUAUAUAUGUAACCUAGAUUUUUUAAAAUUGUGUUGGCUUUUAUUAAUCUGACUACAUAUGCAUGCUGAAAAUCAUUACAAUACCGUGAUUUCAUCACAGGAUUAUAAUAAUGUUACUAGAAUUCCACAUUUGAGUUCCUGAUUACAGAGUUAUUAAUGCAGCCUACUGCUUGUAACCAUCUGAAGAAAUUGCAGCCUUAACUACGAGCAAAGUUUCUACCAGUUUACUCAUAGCUAUAACAGUGGAGCAUCCAGAUAAUUUGUGCAAUUUAACUAUCCUGGGUUGAGAAAUAACCGUGUCUUGCCAGCUGUAGUAUGAGACAAAAUGAGGUGGGGUCAGAGACAAUGUGUAUUUGUCUGAAACAAGGCAAUAAACGUGUAAUAAUAUAG
Messenger RNA from Protobothrops mucrosquamatus (brown spotted pit viper), 1540 nucleotides. It is a transcript of the gene RPP30, whose product is annotated as ribonuclease P/MRP subunit p30. Gene Ontology annotation, molecular function: structural constituent of ribosome; RNA binding. Gene Ontology annotation, biological process: tRNA processing; translation. The transcript has 11 exons. Gene Ontology annotation, cellular component: nucleolar ribonuclease P complex; ribosome. The coding region runs from base 18 to 830 and encodes 270 amino acids. The record is from RefSeq and is a predicted model, not a curated record. Lineage: Eukaryota; Metazoa; Chordata; Lepidosauria; Squamata; Viperidae.